CGAAUCGAAUUUUUCCUGAAAUUCGUAUCGAAUUCCGGUUUGCCUGCAAAAAGUGUAUCUGCAGAGAGCUCCGCUAUUUCUGACAGUUCUCUGACAGUUCUGACAGUUCAUUUACAGCGGUUGAAACAUUGUAUCUAUUUAUUUCCGAAUAAAAACAUCUGUAUCCUAAAUGGAAACAAAUAGAUACAAUGUUUCAACCGCUGUAAAUGAACUGUCAGAACUGUCAGAGAACUGUCAGAAAUAGCGGAGCUCUCUGCAGUGACACUUUUGCCGGCUGAUCGGGGAAAAUUCGAUUCGUGUGCAUCCGAAGUUUGCUAAAAUUCGGAUUC
Molecule: messenger RNA, 329 nt
Organism: Staurois parvus
Lineage: Eukaryota; Metazoa; Chordata; Amphibia; Anura; Ranidae
Source: the annotation of a GenBank genome assembly